Messenger RNA from Prorocentrum cordatum, 2522 nucleotides. The record is from the annotation of a GenBank genome assembly. Lineage: Eukaryota; Dinophyceae; Prorocentrales; Prorocentraceae.
CCUCCUCCCGCUCCGUUCCUUCUCCGCCGCUCCUCCCCUCUCUCUCCCCACGCCCGCUGCGCAUGGCACCCCUCGCUGCGUACUUCGCCUGCUCGUUCCUCGUAGACUACGCGGGCGUUGUCGCGUCUGGCUUCGCCAGCGCUUGGGAGGAGGACUGGUACGCAGGAUAUCCCGGCAUCAAGGACGCGCUGGGCCAGGGCAGUUUCGGCUCCUACGGCGGCUACGGCGGCUACGGCGGCCUCGGCGGCUACGGCGGCUUCGGCGGGGACCCCCUCGGCCGCAGCUACGGCGACCCGCUGGCGCGGAAGGACAAGCCCUCCGCCCCGGAGGACGACUGCGCGCGCCUGGAGGCGUCCGGCGUCGGGCUUGCCGCGCCGCUGCGGGAGGCGGCAGAGCUGCUGGCCUCCCGGCGGGCGAGCGAGAGCGGGCCGCAGCUGCUGGCAUUCUUCGCCGGGACCGAGAACCGCCGCUUCCUGCUGGCCCACUGCCCCCAGGCGGUGGCCCUGGCCGCGCUCCUCCAGGCGGAGGCGACGGGGCCGGCAGGCGAGGCCGCGGCGGCGGCCUUGGCGGAGCUGCUGGCAGCCGCGCCGCCGCUGCGCAGCCCCAGCCAGCCGCCCCCGGUCUGGGGUCCGCCCUGGGAGCCGCUGCUGCACGCGGCUCAGCAGCGCACUGGCCUUGUCAUCUUCCCGCUGGCCGAGCAGCAGUUCCACGUCGAGCACGUCUCGCCCGCGGAGUGGUCCAUACACCCGCGCCGGCGCUGCCAGGGCCGUCGGGACCUGGGCAAUUUCCAGGCAUUGCCUCUCCAGCGGUGCUUGGCGAAGUGCCAGGCGCACCCGCUCUGCAGGUCCGCCACGUUCUGGCAGCUGCAGCCUGGAGGCCUGGGCUUCGAGCGCCGGUGCUUCCUGUCGUCCACGUGCACGGCGGACCACGCCACCGCGGACGGCGCGGAGGGCGCCGUGCUCUUCGAGAGGCCGGCCGGGCUGCAGGAGGCGUGGUCGGCCGCGGCGCGCCGCGCCAUCGUCGCGCCGCUGGGCGCGCCCUGGGCUCCGCGUUGCGGCCACCGCAUGGUCGCCGCGGCCGCGCCCGGAGCCGUCGGAGGCCAGCGGCUGUGGCUGCUCGGCGGCGUGGGGGUGGACCCGUUCGCGGAGGCGCCCGCCGCUGCAGCUGCAGGCGCCGGCGGCGCAGCCGUCGACCUCAGUGGAGAGGUGGGCUCCAUUGGCAAGUCGAAGUCGGGCAAGUCGGGGAAGUCGAAGAAGAAGGGCAAGACGUCGGCGAAGCCGCCAUCGAGAAGCCCCAGGCGGCUACCCAACGGGAGCAAGUCCAACGUGAUCGAGGCGUACCUGUCGCGGCACGUCGAGUUGAGCGGUGAGGUGUUGCCUCUGCGUUCCCUCCCGUACGGGCGCCUGGCCGACGUUUGGCGCAGCGACGACCUCGGGGCGACCUGGGCGCAGUCCACCAGCAUGCCCGGAGGGCGCCGCGCCUUCUUCGGCGCGGUGGCCCUGGACGGCGGCCGGUCGUUGCUGCUCCUCGGCGGGGUCGUGGAGGUGCCAGCCGGGGACAUCAGGCGCAGCUAUUCCAGCGACCUGUGGCUGGGAGAGCUGGGCGACGGCGCUGGCGACCCCGUGUGGCGGCAGCUGGACGCGGCCCCCUGGGAGCCGCGCGCGGGCUUCCAGGCGCUUGUGAGGAUCAGCGGCGGCUCGGAGGAGGUGCUCGUCCUGGGCGGCCGCCUGGCCGGCGGAGCCCUGGCCAACGACGUGUGGGCGGCCAGCGCGGCCGAGCUGCUGCGGCCGCCGGCGGGGACGCCAGACCCGCGGUGGCGCCGCCUCUCCGCGUCGGCCGCGUGGCCCCCGCGGGCCGACUUCGCGGCGGCGCCGCUCGGGGAGGCGGGCCUGCUGGUGGCGGGUGUGAGCUGGGAGCCCGUGGCCCGGGCCGCGCCCUGGGGCGCGCGCGUGGGCGCCGCUGCCGUGGCGCUCCCGGGGGGCGCCGCGGCGCUCUUCGGCGGCUACGCCUACCCAGACGGGGGCUUCGCGCCCCUCGCGCUCGAGGCCGGGGAGGCCCCGCCGGAGUGGUCCGCCGCGCUGUGGGUGUCCAGCGACGGGGCUCAGUGGCAGGCCGUGAGCGCCACGGAGCUGCCGUGGAUGCCGCAUGCGAUGCACGCCGCCGCAGUCUUUGCGCCGUGCAGCGAAGGCAAUGGUACCGAGGGCUCCUCUGAAGGCGCGUGCAUCUACGUGUCCGGGGGCCUCACGUCCGAGGGGUACUACGACAACGGCGUCUACCGCCUCCCGGUCCGCGCGGGCCUCGCCGCGCCGGCCUGCGAGGCCGCGGGCGCGGCGGCGUGCGCGGCCGCCGCCCCGCCCCCCGCCGACGACGGCGGCCCCGCCCCCGCGCGGCCGGCCGCCGCGCCCGCCGAGGGGCCCCGCGGGUGGCCCCUCGCGGCCGCCGCGGCGGCGCUGGCCGCGUGCCUCGCGGCCCUCUGCCGGAGGGCACGGAGCGAGCGGGCCCGGCUCGAGCAUGCUCCGUAG